AUGAUGGAUAUGAGAGAUUUCGUGGUGAACCAAAGGAAUGGAGUAAAAGGGCUCGUCGACUAUCUAACACUAACCACACUUCCUUCUCCAUACAUACAACCUCUACAAGAGCGUCUCACUUCUGACAAAAUCCUCUCAUCUUCGUCGCUAAUUCCGGUAAUCGAUGUGUCCGAUUGGACGAACACAGAAGUGGCUAGAGAGAUCUGCGAUGCAGCGGCUAAGCUCGGGUUGUUUCAGAUAGUGAACCACGGGAUAGCUCCGGAGGAAUUGAAGGCUGUGAUAGCGGCGGCUCGCGGGUUUUUCGAGUUGUCGGCAGAGGAGAGAAGAAGGUAUUGGAGAGGGAGUUCCGUGUCGGAGACGGCUUGGUUAACCACAAGCUUCAAUCCUGUCAAAGAAUGUGUUUUGGAGUGGAGAGACUUCCUCAAGUUUGAGUAUCUUCCUCAACAACAUGACUUUGCUACCACUUGGCCUCGUGUAUGCAAGGAACAAGUGAUAGACCAUUUCAAGAUGAUCAAACCAAUAGCCAAGAAGAUUUUAAACAUACUCAUGAACAAUCUUAACUUAACCAUUGACGAGUCUAACGAAAACAUUCUAAUGGGAACUAUGAGAAUGAACUUCAACUACUAUCCGGAGUGUCCUGAGCCAAGCCUCGCCGUAGGAACUGGUCGCCACUCAGACAUCAACACUCUCACUCUCCUCCUACAAGAAGACGACAUCUUAAGCAGCCUUUACGCUCGAGCCACCGAGGACGGGGACAAAUGGAUCCAUGUCCCUCCAAUUCCGGGAGCGCUUGUUGUUAAUAUUGGAGAUGUAUUACAGAUAUUAAGCAAUGAUAGGUAUAGGAGUGUGGAGCAUUGUGUGGUGGUUAAUAAGCUUUGUAGCCGGGUUUCCAUUCCGGUUUUCUGCGGACCGGUUCAUGAUUCGGUUAUCGAGCCGUUACCAAAAGUGCUAAAGAAAAAUGAGAUGGCUCGGUAUAGAAAGAUUGUGUAUUCGGAGUACUUGAAGGGGUUUUUUGGAAGACUCCAUGAUGGAAAAAAGACUAUAGAGUCGCUCAAGUUAUAA
Molecule: messenger RNA, 1062 nt
Organism: Arabis nemorensis
Lineage: Eukaryota; Viridiplantae; Streptophyta; Magnoliopsida; Brassicales; Brassicaceae
Source: the annotation of a GenBank genome assembly